AUGACAAGCUCUCCUCCCCCAACCACAGUCCACAUUCCCCUAAGCGUCUUCGAUAAGGUCACUUUCGAUACCCAUGUAGCACUGAUCUAUGCCUAUCGUCCCCUAAACCCACCAAAUAUUACCCUAGAGCUAGGGCUUCAAAAGGCCUUAUCAGUCUACAGAGAGCGGGCUGGAAGGUAUGGUGAAGAGGACAAUGGCUGUCCUGUCAUUCUUCUCAAUGAUGAAAGCAUGAGGUUUGUGGAAGCAUCAGUUGAUAGCACUCUUGAUCAAGCCAUGCCAUUAAAACCUUUAAAAUCUUUACUAAGCCUUCACCCAAGCUUAAAGGGUGUGGUGGACUUGGUCCAAGUUCAACUUACAAGGUUCACUUGUGGCUCAUUGGUGCUGGGCUUCACAACACACCACCAUGUGGCUGAUGGGCAUUCCACAAGCAAUUGCGUGGUUGCUUGGGGACUAGCUUGCCGAGGAAUCCAUAUUAGUCCACUCCCUUUGCAGGAUCGGACCAUUUUCUCCCCUCGAAACCCACCUCGUUUUGAGUUUGAUCACAGAGGAGUGAAGUUUAUGAACAAAAAACUUGAUAAGAUUUAUCCUCUUGAUGAUAACUUCAUGGAUCGAGAUCAAGACAUUGUGGUGCACAAAGUUCAUUUUACCUUACAGUUUCUCGCCAAGCUCAAGGCCAGAGCUUCUUCAAUGAAUGGUGCUAACAAGCCCUAUAGCACUUUUGAGAGCCUUGUUGUUCAUCUGUGGAAAGGCAUGUGCCUUAAACGGGUUCGAAACCACCCACAUAAGAAUCGCAGUCAAUGGCGGUUGAAUCCUAGAGUACCUAAUGAGUACUUUUGUUGUGAUCGUGCAGCAAUUAUGGUGAAUAGUAAAGAAUCAAACAAUUAA
This is a messenger RNA of Ilex paraguariensis (yerba mate), 885 nucleotides long. Lineage: Eukaryota; Viridiplantae; Streptophyta; Magnoliopsida; Aquifoliales; Aquifoliaceae. The record is from the annotation of a GenBank genome assembly.